This is a messenger RNA of Phoenix dactylifera (date palm), 693 nucleotides long. The record is from RefSeq and is a predicted model, not a curated record. Lineage: Eukaryota; Viridiplantae; Streptophyta; Magnoliopsida; Arecales; Arecaceae.
CUAUAAUAAUUUUUAUAUUAUUGUUCAAUCAUCUCAAAUCAGCCCAUUAUAUGUUAAUGAAUUUUUUCUUUUCUCUUUUGUAGAAAUUAAAGUUAGGUAGGAAGCCAACAAUAGUUGAAUCUUUUAAUCGGAUGCAUAAGACAAAGCAAGGCAUGGGAGGAUAUGUAGAUAAGAGAAGUGAAGCUGUCAUGGCAAAGUAUUCAGCUGAAUACUCCAAAAAAUAUGGUGAUGCCUCCACCUCAGAUGCUCCUCCACGUGAUUAUAACUUGUGGUUUGAGGCAACUGGUGUCCCAACUCAUAGCCAUGUCUAUGGCUUUAGUCCCCUAGAGGAUCUCACUGGAAUUAUUGGGCAAUCAUCAUCCUCUUCCACCUCUACAAGUCAAGCUCCAGAGCUGUACACUCAUGAAGACCUUCUACGUAUUCUUGAGCAGGAAAAGAAAAAAUGGCAAGAGGAGGUUCUUCAAAAGAUGAGAGAAGAGAUUGGCUUUGGACCAAGGCAUGCAGAUCGGGAGAGUAAUGGUGAUUCUGGUUCUGCUAAUUAUGCUUCAUUAUGAUUGUUUUUGCCUUAGAUGAUAGGUCUUUGCAUUCCUAGGAGGAAUGAAAUCUCUGUUGAUCUCUAUGACAUAUUUUUAGACUUUGAUUUAGAUGGAUUUAGAACAUGUUGAUGCCUAUUUUGAAUGAUAUUUUAAAUGC